AUGAGCUUGGCAUUUAGUCGCUGCAUUCUUGCCGCCACCACAACAGCUGGUGCUCGGACACCCGCAAUAUCGCGUCCUCUGUCAAGGCUUGCUUAUCAAAAGCACUGGACCGCAAAUAAGAGCCUAGCAGUCACCUUCCAGCAGCGCAGCCAAUACAGCAGUAACAGCGGCCCUCAAAGCAACGGAGGCGACCAAAAGCCAGAUGAAAAGAAAACAUCGGCGCAUGGAUGGUACUGGAUCCCCGUGGGCGCCGGCAUCGCCUACAUCGGCCUCCAGAGGCUCUACCACAUAGAGUCCGAUAAGGCCAGUCAGCAGGCUCGGACAAUCCAGGGAGUAGCCGUCCCCGGCCCAUGGCAGCUACACGUUCUUUCAGCGCUCCCCCUUAAGGCCAUGUCGCGGCUUUUUGGCUCGUUCAACGAAAUCGAAAUCCCUUGUGCCCUGCGCAAACCGCUGCUUCACGUCUACGCGUGGGCCUUUGGCUGCAAUUUGGAUGAGAUGAAGGACCCUGAUCUCUCGCACUACCCAAACUUGUCCACCUUCUUCUACCGCGAGCUGCGCGAUGGCACUCGUCCCGUCGAUGUACGCAGCGAAGUGGCUGUAGUUUCGCCAUCGGACGGCAAGGUUCUGCACUUUGGCGUUGUCGAGCAGCGCGAGGUCGAACAAGUCAAGGGGUUGACGUACAGUUUGGAUGCCUUUUUCGGAAAAGCCGACGAGCCCGCCGUGGCUGCCGCCCAGGAACGGGGCCAGAUUGCCAAUUCCACAUUGGUUGAUGCCUCGCUCUCCAACUCGCACAAUGCCGCGACUGACGACGAGUUUGCCGUGGUCAACAGCAUUCCCUACACACUGGACUCUAUGAUUGGCAGCACAGACGCCCUGGCGCCUGCCUCGCAGUCACUUGGAGCCACCCUGCGUGAUCACGAGAGGCUGUACUUUUGCGUCAUUUAUCUGGCGCCCGGCGACUAUCACCGUUUCCACUCGCCCGCAAACUGGAUUGUCGAGGCGCGUCGCCACUUUGCCGGCGAGCUAUACUCUGUGUCGCCGUAUAUUGCCAGGACGA
This is a messenger RNA of Kickxella alabastrina, 1057 nucleotides long. RefSeq names its product phosphatidylserine decarboxylase-domain-containing protein. The transcript has a single exon. Gene Ontology annotation, molecular function: phosphatidylserine decarboxylase activity. Gene Ontology annotation, cellular component: mitochondrion. The record is from RefSeq and is a predicted model, not a curated record. The annotation marks the transcript as partial. Gene Ontology annotation, biological process: phosphatidylethanolamine biosynthetic process. Lineage: Eukaryota; Fungi; Kickxellomycota; Kickxellomycetes; Kickxellales; Kickxellaceae.